Anastrepha ludens (Mexican fruit fly) is the source of this 680-nucleotide messenger RNA. It is a transcript of the gene mRpL11, whose product is annotated as 39S ribosomal protein L11, mitochondrial. The transcript is spliced from 3 exons. NCBI's taxonomy places the organism in Eukaryota, Metazoa, Arthropoda, Insecta, Diptera, Tephritidae. The coding region runs from base 90 to 680 and encodes 196 amino acids. Gene Ontology annotation, cellular component: mitochondrial large ribosomal subunit; ribosome. Gene Ontology annotation, molecular function: large ribosomal subunit rRNA binding; structural constituent of ribosome. Gene Ontology annotation, biological process: translation. The record is from RefSeq and is a predicted model, not a curated record.
UCAGCUGAUUGUGAUUGUCAACUGAAUAAGGAUUCUCGUUUUUUAGUUUUGCGUAACUAAAGUUUUGUAAAAAUAUACCUACAUUAAUAAUGUCUAAAGCAGCGGGGAAACUUAAGGCUCUAAAAAAAACUGCCGACAAAAUCACACACACUACAAAAUUAAAAACAAAUAUACCGGCGGGUAUGGCAGCAGCUGGUCCCCCGUUGGGCCCAAUGCUUGGGCAGCGCGCAAUAAACAUUGCCGCAUUUUGCAAAGAUUUCAAUACCCGCACAGCAGAUAUAAAAGAAGGCAUUCCACUACCAUGUCGUGUCUCGGUCAACAGUGAUCGGAGCUAUAACUUGGUUAUACACUCACCACCGGCUACGUUUUUGUUUAAACAAGCUGCAGGAAUACCUCGUGGCGCAAUGCAACCAGGUCGCGAAAUUUCUGGUAUGAUCACUUUAAAACAUCUCUACGAAAUAGCAGCAAUAAAGAUACAAGAUCCACCCAAUGCUUUAUUAACAAUGCAACAAAUGUGUGAAAUGCUUGUGGGUGUCGCUCGCACUUGUGGCAUAAAAAUUGUACGAGAAUUAAAACCAGAAGAAUACGAGAAAUUUUUGGAAGAUCGAAAAAUUGUUGUCGAGGCACAGAAACAAGAAUUGCAAGAAAAGCGUGAGGCAAAGAUGCUUCGAACAGGAUAA